This is a messenger RNA of Coregonus clupeaformis (lake whitefish), 390 nucleotides long. RefSeq names its product hepatocyte growth factor receptor-like. The record is from RefSeq and is a predicted model, not a curated record. The annotation marks the transcript as partial. The transcript has 2 exons. NCBI's taxonomy places the organism in Eukaryota, Metazoa, Chordata, Actinopteri, Salmoniformes, Salmonidae.
AUGUGCGCGUUCUCUCUCCAGAGCUGUACGCAGGGUGAGGACAGGCUGGCCAUCCUGUGUACCACUCCCUCCCUGAAGGACCUGGGCCUGCAGCCUCCUGUGGUCACCAAGGUGGCGUUCAUCCUGGAUGGUUUCACCAUGCCCCAGUUUGACCUGCUCUAUGUAGAGGACCCUUGCUUCGAGGACUUCCAGAGACCCACAGUCACAUCCAAAGGCAACAAGAGCAUCCUGGAGAUUAAGGUGCCAGGUCGUAUGGAUGUGGAGGCGAUGAAGGGAGAGGUGUUGAAGGUGUCUAACAGGUCCUGUGAGAGUGUGACUGUGGUGGGUAACACCCUGGAGUGUACUGUCCCCAUGGAGUUACGGGAUGCCACCAAUGAACUCGAGGUGGAG